This is a messenger RNA of Capsicum annuum, 3183 nucleotides long. RefSeq names its product receptor kinase-like protein Xa21. Gene Ontology annotation, molecular function: protein binding; protein kinase activity; ATP binding. Gene Ontology annotation, biological process: protein phosphorylation. Bases 1 to 3183 code for a protein of 1060 amino acids. The transcript is spliced from 5 exons. The record is from RefSeq and is a predicted model, not a curated record. NCBI's taxonomy places the organism in Eukaryota, Viridiplantae, Streptophyta, Magnoliopsida, Solanales, Solanaceae.
AUGGAGAAGUACAUUCUCUUAUUGAUUCUUCUAUAUCUUGUUCAAUACUGUACUGUUUCGAUAUCAGCUGCACCUUCUAAUGAGACCGACCAAGAAGCUCUACUAGCUUUCCAAAAUCUUAUUACAAGUCCUAAUCAAUUUUUGGCCAAUAAUUGGACGAAGAACUCUUCUUUUUGCUCUUGGUUCGGUGUCAAGUGCAGUUCCAAAAGGCAAAGGGUUGUAGCCUUGGCUCUUCCUAAUUUGCAACUUCAAGGCAUAAUUUCUCCGUCUUUGGCCAAUUUGUCCUUUCUCAGAGAGCUCAAUCUCGAGAACAACUUCUUUCAUGGGGGUAUCCCUUACGGCCUUGGCCACUUGCCUCGCCUACGAGUCAUUGAUAUUCAGAACAAUCAGCUGAACGGAAGUAUUCCAACAAGUCUAUUUCAACACUGGAGAGUUCAAGUAAUUUCAUUGGCUUUCAAUAAACUCAGUGCUGAAAUGUGGAAAGGUCCAUGUUUGUAUGGGAAUAGAGUCAGCGGCAACAUUCCGGAGGAACUCGGUAAUCUGAGUCGGCUUGCAUUUUUGAACUUGGCCGAUAAUCAAUUAACGGGUUCCCUUCCUGCACCACUCUUUAAUAUCUCAUCGCUAGUUGGCGUGUCAGUGUCAUUCAAUAACCUUUCGGGUCCUCUCUUGCUUGAUGAAGGGAAUAUUGUGUCAAAUCUAGAGUUCUUAGUUAUGCAUUACAACCAAAUUUCUGGUCCCAUUUCUUCCAACAUAUGCCAACUCACAAAGCUCAAAAUUUUGUCCAUGUCUUUCAACAAGAUAACUGGAGAUACACCCCGAAAUAUUGGUUGUUUAUCCAAACUUGAGGAGUUUUAUAUUGGUGAUAAUCCCUCUUCAAUGGGCAAUAUUUCCACUCUGCGAAAACUUUAUUGUGGAAACAAUCGCAUAGCAGGGAAAAUUCCUCCUGAAUUAGGGAAGCUAUCAAAUUUGAGGCAAUUCAACUUUAUGUUUAAUUAUAACCUUAUUGGUCAAAUUCCAGGGGCUAUCUUCAACAUAUCUUCUUUGGAAAUCGUUAACUUCAGUUUCAACAACCUUUCGGGUAGAAUUCCGAGCACUACAAGUCUUCAUCUUCCAAACCUUAAAGAACUUAUCUUGGGAGUCAAUCAGAUCGAAGGGGAAAUUCCAUCGUUCAUAACAAAUGCGUCCAAGCUUGAGAAACUUGGGCUAAACAGGAACUUUCUCACAGGAACUAUUCCUAAUAAUUUGAGAAAUCUUCGUGAACUGCGACAUUUGUUCAUACAUACUAAUCAACUGACCAAUGAACCAAGAGAGCAUGAGUUCAGAUUCUUCAAUUCCUUGGCCGACUGUAGGAAGUUGCAAUAUCUACAAGUGGGUAAAAAUCCGUUGAAUGGCGUUCUGCCCAAUUCUAUUGGGAAUCUGUCAUCAACGAUUCAAAACUUUCAGAUAACAAAUGCACACGACAAUGGCCUCAUCCCCUCAAGUAUAGGAAACAUGAGCGGUCUAAGAGCCCUAUACUGGGGAGGCAACAACUUGGCGGGAAAUAUUCCUUCUGACUUUGAAUGUUUAGGAAAUCUAAGCAUGCUUCAAGUGCUUUAUUUGAAUUCUAAUAAAUUUUCAUCAAAAUUGCCCUUGAGCAUUUGGAAAAUGAAACAUCUUCUCUAUCUACAUUCUAUAGAGGGAGAAGCUCCACCAAAUAUUGGAGAAUUGGAAGCCAUUGUACAUCUAGAUCUUUCUCGCAACCACUUUUCGGGCAUGAUACCAAGCAGAUUGGGGGAUCUCCAAAACAUACAGUCUCUUAACCUAUCAAACAAUUCAUUUUCAGGCCAAAUUCCAUUCUCCCUUUCAAACUUGACAAACUUGGAAGUCUUGGAUUUGUCUUUAAAUGGGUUGUCAGGUACCAUUCCUAAGUCAUUGGAAAAACUACCACACGUCACAAAUAUCAAUGUUUCAUUUAAUGAUUUAGAAGGUGAAAUACCCAAUGGUGGUGCGUUUGCGAAUUUCACUAUGCAAUCAUUUCUUGGGAACAAAAGGCUAUGUGGAAUGCACAUAUUGGAGGUUCCUUCUUGCCCUAUGAAUAAUCCUGAACAGAAAUCAAAGUCUAAAGAGUUUGUCCUGAAAAUUGUCAUUCCAGUGGUUUCUUCAUCCUUUCUGAUAUUCUUGUUGGUUUCAAUUUGGAUAAUGAAAUGGCAGAAGAAACAAAAGUCUAAAGAUGUUGAAAAAGUAACGGAGAUCGGGACCUAUCAAUUGAUUUCUUAUCAUGAGAUUCGACGAGCAACAAAUAAUUUUGAUGGAUCAAAUUUAAUUGGUGAAGGAAGCUCCGGCUUUGUAUAUAAAGGCACAUUAUCUAGCGGAAUUGUGGUGGCCAUAAAGGUUCUGAAUUUGGAAAAUGAGCAAGUAUGCAAGAGGUUUGAUACUGAAUGUGAAGUGGUGAGAAAUGUGAGACACAGAAAUCUUGUUCCUGUGAUUACUACUUGUUCUAGUGACAGUAUACGAGCCUUCGUUCUGCAAUAUAUGUCCAACAGGAGUCUUGAGAAUAGGUUGUACAGAGAAGAUUGCCACUUGAACCUACUUCAAAGAGUCACUGUAAUGCUUGAUACGGCUAUGGCAAUUGAAUAUCUACAUCAUGGUAAUGACACUCCGAUAGUUCACUGUGACCUAAAGCCGGCCAACAUUCUCUUGGAUGAAGAUAUGGUGGCUCAUGUUGGUGAUUUUGGCAUCUCUAAAAUUUUAGCCAUAAGCAAGUCAAUGGCACAUACAGAGACAUUGGGCACUCUUGGUUACAUUGCACCAGAAUAUGGCUCGGAGGGAAUAGUGUCCACUAGUGGUGAUGUUUAUAGUUACGGCAUCAUGUUGCUGGAGGUUUUGACCAAAAGAAGGCCAACAGAUGAAGAAAUAUGCAAUGAAAAUCUUGAUUUGAGGAAAUGGAUAACACAAUCAUUUUCAGGGACUAUGAUGUACGUUGUAGAUGUCAAUCUUUUUUCUGAGGAAGAACAAAUCACUUCUAAAAGUGAAAUCUGCAUAGCCUCCAUGGUCGAAUUGGCUUUAGAUUGCACAAUGGAAAUUCCAGAAUCAAGAAUAGCCAUGAAAGACGUACUCAAACGACUUAACAAAAUCAAGAACACAUUUCUGGAAAUAUGGCAAUUUGCAUCUCAGCCGAUGCCGUUCUUUCUGAGCUCCAAUUGA